UACCGCCACCCGCUCCUACACGUACAUGACGUAUUUUUGCCGCCGCCACCCGCUCCCACACGUACAUGCUCGCCGCCGUCAUGGUUAUCAUGUUAUCAAUUACGCUUAUCAUUUUAUUGUACAUGCACCAUAUUAUUGUACACGCAGCAUAUUAUUGUACAUGUAUUCGAGCCACCACCGUAAAUUUCAUUUAAUAAUAUUUGAAAAUAAUUUUAUGUGUUUCUCCGACUAACAUACAAUUCUCAGUAUGUCAUCAUCUAUUCUUCAAAGGUUUCACUGAACAACCAUUGUGUAUAAAUCUUUUGGUGGAUUAUAUUUUUAAAAUCACAUGAGUUUUAAACCAGACGUGUUAUAAAACGCAACACAAAUUAUUUUUACCAACACAGUAUACUAUUAGAUUUAUUCAGAUACGUUUAUAGCGAAACAAAUAUUUUAUUAUUUCGUUCUUGAAUACUUUAUCUACAGACUUCAGUUAUGUAAGUAUUUUUUUUUUGUAUUAUUCAUAAAUAAUUUUAUAAAUAAACAAUCCGAUUUAUAGAUGUCUAAUAAUUCAACACCAAGUUUUGGCGGCUAUGAAUAUAGAAGGAUUCUAGAGGAGAUACCAGUCGAAGAUGAUGCUCAAAUAAUGAUCGAACACGACGAAAACGGAUAUGGGGCCAUAACUGCAUCCGAAGAUAGUGGGUACUCCACUCACCGAGAGUCGCAGAUAGGUAUUUGGUAUCAUGCGUUUUCACCAAUUCAUUCACCUGCAACACCAUUACUACCACGGCCAUCUCAGGACCCUUUUCGAUCUUUGUCGCCGAUUCCGUCCGAACCAUCCUCACCCGACAUGUUCGCGGAGACAACGCCUAGACCGAUUGUGCUUAGAGUGAGAAACGAUUUGUUCCCGGAUGGAUCCGAUGACGGGUAUGACAUACAGUUGAUUGAACUCAUGAAUACGUACGAGAAUAAUUGGGGCGAAGACGGUAAUGAUGAAGAGAUGAAUCGUCAUAUGGAUGCAUAUGAAGGUUCAAAAAAAACAAUUGUAAAAUAAAAAUAUUCUAAUAUAUAUAUAUAUAUAUAUAUAUAGUAAUAAUAAAUUUUCUUUAUAACCAUAUAACGUUUAUAUUAUUUCUUAAAUUUCAUUUAAUAAUAUUUGAAAAUAAAAUCGUUUAUAUCACCGGGUAACAUACAAUUCCCGGUAUGUCAGCAUCUAUUCUUCAAAGGUUUCACAGAACAACCAUUGUGUAUAAAUCUUUAGAUAGACUAUAUAUUUCAGACCCAAUAAAUUUAUUAUCCAGUCGUGUUAUAUAACCUUGACCAGUCGUAUAGUGCUAUUAGGAGUUUUAAAAUAUUAUUUUACUUGAAAAUUGAAAAUGUGUCGUAUUCACGAAGAUAACCGUUUACCAACACCUACUGGAUUUACUACAGCAAACGAGAACAUUUUCCUCAAUGGGUAAGUUAUAAUAUUUAAAUUAUAUUGAUAUACAUAUAUGUUUAUAUUUUUAAUUUAUACUUAGUGAGAUAAA
Aphis gossypii (cotton aphid) is the source of this 1508-nucleotide messenger RNA. RefSeq lists its product as uncharacterized. The record is from RefSeq and is a predicted model, not a curated record. The transcript has 2 exons. Bases 539 to 1033 code for a protein of 164 amino acids. Lineage: Eukaryota; Metazoa; Arthropoda; Insecta; Hemiptera; Aphididae.